This is a messenger RNA of Mytilinidion resinicola, 1761 nucleotides long. RefSeq lists its product as uncharacterized. Gene Ontology annotation, cellular component: chromatin. Gene Ontology annotation, biological process: regulation of transcription by RNA polymerase II. The transcript has 2 exons. Gene Ontology annotation, molecular function: RNA polymerase II cis-regulatory region sequence-specific DNA binding; DNA-binding transcription factor activity, RNA polymerase II-specific. NCBI's taxonomy places the organism in Eukaryota, Fungi, Ascomycota, Dothideomycetes, Mytilinidiales, Mytilinidiaceae. The record is from RefSeq and is a predicted model, not a curated record. The coding region runs from base 1 to 1761 and encodes 586 amino acids.
AUGGAAGGCACAUACCCAAUGCACCCUUCGCAGGCCAUGAGCCAGUCGCCAUUCUUCUAUUAUAACCCCGAUCCGAGCCCAGAGAACCGCCAGCACGGCCACUUCACCCCACAUCCCAACGGUCUACCAAACACGCCUUACCAGCAGUGCCAGGAUGGCUACUACCAGCCCAACAUGGUCUUCACCCGCCCGUCGUCAUCGGAUUCGCAGGGCUCCUACGUGCAGCGGAAUGCCUACGUUCCUCAAUCGCUUAUGACACCCGUGGCAUCGCCUCAGCCAAUGUACCAGAAGCCUACGAUCCUCAUCCAGCAAGACUCGCCGUAUCUGCAUCCAUUGGAUACCGAUUUCUCGGAUAUGCGCUUUGCACCUGCGACACCACCACUUUCGUCGUCUGGCAGCGCCAUCAGCAGCCCGCCGUCGACUUGCGACAUCCUGCCUACGCCGGUGAACGGCACGUUCUUCCAGAGCGAAGGCUUGAAGGGUGUGAAGAUGGGAUGUGAGGAGGAGGUCUUCUCCGAGAUUCUUGCGGGCGGUGACUGGACUCGAUCGGCAUCGCCGCCAAUGACCCCAGUGUUCAUCCAGAACCCUUCGGCUAUGUGCGCGGGCCAAGGCUCCUACCUUUUGUCGGCCACAUCGUGCCCGUCGCUCUCGCCCUCGCCAUCACCAAUCCCGCGAUCCGCGUGCGACACCGAGAACAACUUCUGCGACCCGCGCAACCUCACCGUCUCGUCGAGUUCCGCCAACUUCGCCUGCCUGCCAACGCUCUGCCCCGGCGACGACGAGGAGCACAAGCUAAUUCUCAAAGGUGACUCCAAGCCAUCGGCCGACGAGCUUGCUGCAUCGUCCAGCUUCGGCGAUCUCUCCACCGGCCUGCCCACCUUUGAGCCUCUCUUCGAGCUCGACUCUGAGGACGACUUCACCGGCCUCGUGCAGUUCCCUGCUUCAGAGAACGUCCACUUCCACGGCAACAAGCGCCAGCGCACCGAGCUGCUUCCUCUCUCCCCCGAAGACGACGGUCUUGCGAGUGAAGAGAGCUUCACCGACUUUGAGGACGACUUCGCUGUCAGCGGCCUGCUCACUCCCUGUGACACCGACUCUUUCUCCUCUGACGACAUGACAAUGAACGCUGCCAACAACAGGCAGAUGAAGUACGAGGCUGAUGAGGAUAGCGAGUCUGAAUCCGAAUACCAGGGCGACGCAUACACCUCCCACGGCAACGGCACCAAGUCUCACUCUGGGUCUGGUCAGCACCAAUCUUCCGGCCAGGGCAGCUCUGAGAACGCCGUCGCUUCCAGCUCUGAUGAUGGUGCCCGCACUCCCCCCACUUCGGCCCCCACCAGCCGCCGUGGUCGCAAGCAGUCCCUGACUGAAGACCCAUCGAAGACCUUCGUAUGCACUCUCUGCUCGCGUCGCUUCCGCCGCCAGGAACACCUGAAGCGCCACUACCGAUCCCUCCACACCCACGAUAAGCCCUUCGAGUGCACCGACUGCGGCAAGAAGUUCUCUCGCAGCGACAACCUCUCGCAGCAUCAACGCACUCAUGGCACUGGUGCAGUCGUCAUGGGUGUCCUCGAUGACGCAGAGCUGCGAAGGCAGAAGGAGGAGUCGUACGACAGCCAAGAUCCCGGCAUGCUCGGAGCCAUCCUCUACAGCGCUGCCGCCGCCGUGUCAAGCAGCAGUGGCUCGGAGUCUUAUUCCGACAUGGAUCGCAGCCCAUCAGGCUCUGACAAGAAGUACCGCAAGAGGAAGCGGGAUGAGUAG